Molecule: messenger RNA, 7995 nt
Organism: Cynoglossus semilaevis (tongue sole)
Lineage: Eukaryota; Metazoa; Chordata; Actinopteri; Pleuronectiformes; Cynoglossidae
Gene: gabrb2b
Product: gamma-aminobutyric acid type A receptor subunit beta2b
Exons: 8
Coding region: 3582-4895 (437 amino acids)
Biological process (GO): monoatomic ion transmembrane transport
Cellular component (GO): membrane
Molecular function (GO): extracellular ligand-gated monoatomic ion channel activity; GABA-A receptor activity
Source: RefSeq, a predicted model, not a curated record
GAGGUGCUCUCUAAAGAGCUGAGUCUUCAAGAGGUUCUUGAAGACAGGCAGACUGUUCUGGUAGUGCUUGGUAGGUCAUUCCACCAGUGUGGAAGGACCCAUGAAAAGAGCUGAUGUUGACUGCACUGAAUGUUAAUGUUUGCCUUUCAAGUCAAAAAGAGGAGUUGCAGAUGAAAGAGUUUUAAUCCUUUCGGAAUAAAUAUGUACUUUUUCUUUUCUAACUUCCAUUUUACCAGAAUGUUUGAACUCAGGAUGUGAUUAUGUCUAGGAGAUAAAGGGUAUGAUUAAACAACAGGCUUAAUGCAGCUUUGAAACUCUUUAUCCUAACUUUAAGAAGAAGAAGAAGUUGUGGAUUUCAAUGGAUUAUAAAGUGGACGGAAAUUUGAUCAAAACUGAAUUUGAGGCUGAAAACAAUAGUCACCAACCAGUUUUGUGUAAAAGCCCAUGCUGCAGAUAUGUGAUCGAUCCAUAGCUGCCAAUAUAUUGUAUUAUCUCAUUGCUGCCAAUGUGAAGAUAUUCUCUCUGUGUGUGUCUCAGUACACAGUCUGAAUAGCAAUCAGGUUCCCUUUCCUUACAUAAUGCAUGAGACGUGGGACUCCUUCAGUCGAUUGGUGUAUGAUUUUUAUAUGUUUGGUGUGUGUGUGAGAAGGGGUCAAAGUAAGUUGACCAAAGCUAUAGCAGGACCAAAGAAAAAACCAACAGGUGCACCAACACGUGUGUGUGCAUGCAGCCCUCAUGAGGAAAAUUAAGUGGGCCAAAUGACGUGGAAGCAGAACUGCUGAGUUUUUUCCAACCUCCCAUCUCAGCUGACAGCUCGAGCCUCCAUCAACUUCCUCCAACGUUCCAGUGGAAUUCAGAAGCAACCUAAUAAUUUUCAUUCUGCUCUGCCCUAUCUUUCCUUCCCCAUCAGCCCCCCCACACCCCACUGUCUAAAUUGCCAUUCCACUCUACUCCUCUCCAGGGACACAAAAGGGCCUGCAGAUGUUCCGAUCGACUCUAAUAAAUUGUAUGUAGUCAGUUAAGCAGAGCGACUGCCUACUGGCAAAGCUGCAAACCUUUGAGGAAAAAAAAAGGGUCCCUCUAAAUUUGAUUCACCUUGAGCAGAGAAGUGUCUUGAAAGCGAUGUCUAAGACAGAGUAAAUAAUGUGUGUAUGGGAGAAGUGGGGAGGAAAGAGAGAGACAACAGAAGACAAUAAGAAAGACAGAGCUGGGCUGUCGUGAUCAGUGAGGUCACCCAAAGUACAGGCAAACAAGCAGGGUUCAGUUUUUACACCAUUUGUGAUCCAACUCGGCUCAAAGUGAGGAUCAUGAAGGACCGUGUACUGGAAGCUCCUGUCAGAGUCAUGUCCUUGCUUAAAUUUAGUUCAAACACCAGCGGCAGUUGCUGGUACGUAAGAGAGGGAAAGAUUAUUUCAGGCCCAGCUUUUGAAGUUUAAAUUCCACUUCAUGUUUCUUUUGCAGUGCUUCAGAAAAGCCCGAUCUCCCACGGUUUUUGAAAUGUAACAGUUUUUGAGAAAAAUGUCAAACUCACGAUGGAAUAGUACAUUAUCACAAACUCUCUCAGUUACAUACUCAUGAAAUACCCACAUAAACGAAGGUACAGUCAGAGUCAAUUCAAGAAUGAGUUGUCAAAUAAAGCGUGGUCAGAUGGCAAUAUUGAUAUCAUAAUCUGUGCCUCCAUAGAUAAAAUCACACCAGAAAGAAAAGAAAUAAUCUGGGAUAAAAGCUAAUUCUGAAUGAACUAGUUUCAUAACUGAUGGACUUUAUCUGAUGAUGAACUGUAGAAUAGACAGUUUAGAUUUGACAGCUUAUUUUAGAAAAGGCAGAUCUCCCCUUGUUGCCCUUAUAGUGCCCAGUAGAUUUGUUGGUCUGUUGGGUAAGGUAUGUCCUUGUACCAGUUCAAAUUUACAUGAAUGCACCUGCCAUAGAGUGUUGUUUGAGGAUUGUGGUAAAGUCUGUUCAGACAUAUGUUCUCCCUCUAAACUGUUAUGUGACAAUCCAUAUGCCAUACAAGAAGAAAAAACAAAAACAACAAUGUCAUUUAUUUUGGAGGAAAUGGGCCAAACCAAACCCCUGCAGCAGCCCCUCGUAUGCAGAUUUAAUACACACAGCGCGCAAGCUGUUCCAGAUCCAGAGCUGUAUCCCGGAGACUGCGCACAUCUCUCCAGAGACCAGGGACUAUACUGUAUGUCACUCAGCUCAGUAAGGAUUGGCAUGUUUAUUAUUAGGUCUCUUUGCAAAUUCUGCGCUCUAUGCAGGAUUGCUCAUGUCCUGUCCCCAGCGGCUUAAGGCCCAAGCGAGAGAGAAAAUUCAAAGCACACUUGUUGUUGCAGCGCUCCCCAGAGGUAGGAAAGCAGGUGGAUGAUAGAGUGCAGUACAGACGUAUGACCUGGGCAGUGAUUAGAUCACAUUUCUAGGGCAUUUUGAGGAGAAGCGGAUGAGGCAGUGGCUGAGGAUCCAGAGACUGGAAGCAUUAGGAUUCAGUCCAGGACUGCAGCCACAGAGCAACAGAAAUAAUUUAAGGUCACAAAUACAGCCCUCCCAUUCACUACCUCAUAGUCGAGUCAGUGAGUUGCUGUGUGUAUUUGGAUUAGCAGAAUAGUUGUAAUUCAUGAAGAGAAAAAGAAAGACCAGAUAAAAAAAAGAGCCAUGAAAGAAGAGGGCAAUGAAAAAGAAAAAAAAGGUCAGAGAGUGAGAGAGGUUAUAGCUGUGUUUAAAUCAGUGACUGGAAAUGAAGAGUAGUGAGAAUAAUUGCAAUUUGCAUCACUAUACUUUGAAGAGUUAUAUAGUAUGAAACUGAAAGAGAUCUCUGGUUGCAUUUCUCUGUUUAUAUUUUACAUCUUAUUAAAGUUGGUUGCACAGUGUGCAGUGGGAGUAAAGCAGCCAGAGCAGAACAGAGGGCGACGAGAAACGGCUAAGUCCUGCUCUGCUUCAAUGGUCAUCGGUUUGUUAUUCAGAAAUUGGCAAUUUACCCCGAAACUCUUGUACAAGUUGUUGUUUUUUGUUUAAAUACCAUCUCAACACCCGCUGUACGACUGUGGAGGCUUCAACCUCAGGACAGGAAGUCAGUCUGCGGCUGACUGACAAUUGACGAGUUUUAAGGACCUCUAUGGAUCUGACCAACUCUAUGAAGUAAAAUUUUGAGUUUUACUUUUGUAUAUUUUUGUUUAACUAUUUACUCACUAUUACUAUUAAUUAUUUAAACACUUGGAUUAGUCACACAUAGGAAUGUUGAUUUAUCUCGAUUAACACUGAUUAAUCUAGUUAAUCAGAUUAAACAUUUCGGUUGUCUGACUGUUUAAACAUGAAUUAGCGUCAUAUGCUUUGUUCUCGGAAUGCGGAACGACUUUUGCUUCUCACACACAGUGUGAAAUUUUGAAAGGAUAGAAGAAAAGAGCUGCCGGAGAACCUCUCAGGUCAAGUGUCCAGCAGUUCAGCUGAGUCAGCAGAGUCAGCAGAGUCAGGAGAAAGGAUCACCACAUUCUCCACUGGCAGUAAAACACACCUUGCUGGGCCUCUGAUGGUGAUGAGGCAGGGUUACGUGUGGGGUCGGAGCUCACACAGAGGACUACACUCUGACCAUGUACUUCCAGCAGGCUUGGCGAGACAAGCGGCUGUCCUACUCUGAGAUGCCACUGAAUCUGACCUUAGAUAACCGAGUGGCGGACCAGCUCUGGGUCCCCGACACCUACUUCCUCAACGACAAGAAAUCGUUUGUGCACGGCGUCACAGUGAAAAACAGAAUGAUUCGACUCCACCCUGACGGAACCGUACUGUACGGUCUAAGGAUCACCACCACUGCUGCGUGUAUGAUGGACCUGAGAAGAUAUCCUCUGGAUGAGCAAAACUGCACACUGGAGAUAGAGAGCUAUGGUUACACAACAGAUGACAUAGAGUUCUACUGGCGAGGAGGAAACAACGCCGUGACAGGCGUGGACAAGAUUGAACUUCCCCAGUUCUCCAUUGUGGAUCAUAAGCUCAUCUCCAAGAAUGUCGUCUUCUCCACAGGUGCUUACCCCCGUCUGUCCCUGAGUUUUAAGCUGAAGAGAAACAUCGGCUACUUCAUCCUGCAGACGUACAUGCCUUCUAUCCUUAUUACCAUCCUCUCGUGGGUCUCCUUCUGGAUCAACUACGAUGCGUCUGCUGCCAGAGUGGCUCUAGGUAUCACAACUGUGCUCACCAUGACAACCAUCAACACCCAUCUGAGAGAAACCCUCCCCAAGAUCCCCUACGUCAAGGCCAUAGACGUGUAUCUGAUGGGCUGCUUCGUCUUCGUCUUCCUGGCUCUGCUGGAGUACGCGCUGGUCAACUACAUCUUCUUUGGACGGGGCCCGCAACGACAGAAAAAAGCAGCCAAGAAGACAGCUAUAGCUAACAAUGAAAAGUUGAGGAUGGACCCAAACAAAUGGCUGGUGGGGAACGUGGUCGGCAGAGACGACACUCUAUAUGCAAGAAUGAAGCAGAGGGAUCUGGACGGGCACGAAUCCAUGUGGGAGCCAAUCUUUGUGGAUGACACAGCGAUCGGGCUGGGUGAUCAGAAGAACAGGAUGGACCCUCAUGAAAACAUCCUUCUGAGCACACUGGACAUCAAAAAUGAUAUGGGUGUCUCAGAGCUGGCUCUCGGUCUCAACGACCCACGAAAUACCAUGCUCAAGUACGACAGCUCGACUCUGCAGUACCGCAAAUCAGGGCUGGCCAGGCACAACUUUGGCCGAAACACACUGGAGCGUCACAUGACUCAGAAGAAGAGCCGUCUACGAAGGCGCACCUCACAGCUUAAGAUCAACAUCCCAGAAUUGACUGACGUAAACUCUAUUGACAAAUGGUCCAGGAUGAUCUUCCCCACAGUCUUCUCUUUCUUCAAUAUAGUUUACUGGCUCUAUUAUGUCAACUAAAAAGAGAAACACACGACAGUGACAGGAAAAUAUCUUACUCAAUUUUUUUGUUUUUGUUUUAAUGUUUCAUGUAAUCUUUUGUCUCCGAAUAUAACAUCGGACUGGAACUAAGACUUCACUCCGAAAAGAAGAAGAUUGCAAUCCAAAAAGGUGCCUGGUCUUUAAGAUAAUGUUUCGAUUUUACAUCUUUUGUUUUCAUGGUGCAAUAUUAAAAUAUUUAUGGUUUUUUUAUGUUGGAAAUUACUUCAUUAAAUACAAAGAAAUUGUUUGACAUGACCCUGAACUGUACCAUUAGUAGAAAAAAAAACCCUCAUUCCUUUACUUGAUUUUUUACUGAAGUAUCAAGGCCUCAAUUUUCUAAUAUCACGUCUUUGAUCAAAAUAAAGUAGCAUUAUUCACUACUAAAAGAAAAUAAUCACUUCGACCACAUAGUGAUUCGGCAGUUUUAUGCCCUUCCUGACGCAACCCAACCAGGCAUUUGGGGACAAGGUGGAAUCAAACCCAGAACCCUUCUAGUGACAUCACUCUGGCCAUGACAUUUUGAUGCUUUUGAAUUAUUCCCAGAAACCAAUACGUUUCAUGAUAUAGACCCGUGAGUUACAGUCAACCUGAAGCUACAUUCUCUCAAGUGACUAACUGGAAAAAACAAACCACAAAGUAAAACAAAUUCAGAUGGGAUGUGAGUCUUGGGUAGACAACAGGAGGGAGUUCCUAACUAAAGUAAAUUAAAUAUGUAUAUCAACUGUAUAGCACUGAGUAUAAAUUAUAACAAAAAAAAAAAUCUGCUCUAUUUUUGCUUUUCUUUCUUUUCUUUAGAGCUAAAAAUGAUUUAUUUUAUUCCCCCUGAAAUGUAACACAGUAUUAAAAGCACAAAAAUGAAAGUUAAAUAUUAGAUAAUGAAUGCAGAUUAUAUACGGAAUAUUUAUAAAUAUAAAUAUAUAUUUUUUUCUCCUUUUCUUAAUCAUCAAAAUUAUAAUCUGGACUUGAUUUUCAUCUACAUCCAUUUUUUUUUUUCAGUUUUACAUUUGAAACCCACACAGCAUAUACAACGGCUAGGACAGCAGACAUUUUUACAGGAGAGCUUACACGUAAAACAAUCUUUGAAGCCAUAAAGGUUGGUUCAGUCCUGUUCGCUGACACAUGGUGCUUAGAUGUAAGGUGAGAGAAAUGGUCAGUAGAUUUAAUCACGAUAAAAAUGUGUGUAAAAGUUAUAACAAUGGUUAAACAGCAACGUACUAGAGUGAUUUUUAUUAAUAUGUACUAAAAUGUAGCCCAGGACGUUAUAGCCUCACUGUACCAAUUUAUUUGUUUAAAAUUCUUAUUUUUGUUAUUGUAUUUAGAGCUUUUUUUGGAGUUUGUUGAAAAUAAUAUCCACCUAGGUAACACAGUGACAUCAAUUCCUACUAACAAAGUUUUGUUUUUGUUUUUUUUGGCUCAAACAGCAUAAAUUUCUCCUCAGUUAUUCGAUUUGGAUUAUGAUCAUUCAUAUGUGUUUGCUACUAUUUACAAAAAGUUUGUAAAUACUUCACUCAAACACAAAUCUGUUUUUUUAUAUCUCUUGUCAUGAAUUACAAACAACUUCUGUGUUUUAUUUAAUGGCAUUUAAUGAAUUAAAAGGCUAUGUUAACUGAAAUUUGAAAUCACCUCCCAGUAAAAACCACACACUUCAUCAAUUAUGGACAAGACAAGAGAAAAUAUUAAAGUCUUGUUCACUUAUAUGUAAAUACUUUAUAUUUAAAAAAAAAACACUUUAAUGUAAUAACUCCAGAAGACAGGAGAGUAAAAUGUAAAAUAAUGUAAAUAAUUUAUAUCACAGCGUCACUAUAUCACUUUUAUUGUUUUUAUUGUUGCCAAAAUGUAAACAUUAUUUAUGAAUGUAGUUUAUUUAUUUAUUUUUGGUUUGCUUUACUGUGUCUACGAAGCCAUAGCGGUUUAUUACACCACUGUCCAUAAAAAAAUCAACAAACUAACAAGAUGUUUACAAACAGAAACACGAUGAGAGGUUGAAGUGAUAAGGAGUGAGACGCCUUUGUAUCAGACAAAACUGUCAUGUGCUUCAAAACAGCACGACAGCCACAGUGAAAUCCAGGAUUACUGUUAACAACAACAUACAGUCGUAAUUAUUUUAGAUUUUUUUCCUUCUUUUGUCAAUUUCCCAACAAUGCACGUCAAAUGACACCAUUUAACCAACAGUACAGUAGUAACAUUAUAGCACAUAUGCAAAACAUAACCACCACACUUACUUCAAAAGUCAGAGACCUCAAUUAUCUAAUGAUGAUAUAAUUACUAUUAUUUAAGAAUAGGAAAAAAUUGGUGGUGUGUGUGUGAGUGUGUGUGUGUGUGCGCGCAUGCAUCGUUUAUCCAAAAUAUAACUGAAUAUUUGAAAGCACUCUCUCCACUGGCGGUCAAGGUCAGCUUCAUGAGUCCUACAGCUCAACGUGUUUGUACAUCACAAUGCGUUUUUGUUUUAUAUACUGUAUUUUUAUACUUCUGUACAAAAAAAAAAAAGAAAAGAAAAAAAUGCACACUGUUGUUUGAAACCUUGUAAAUCCAAUUUUGGCAAAAUUUUCACAUUUAUACUCUACUAAAUGGUUACGUACAGUACAUACACACUAUGGACUCUGAAAAAGACUGUCGAUUUUUCUUCAUGGCAACCCUUCCUCUGUACAGAGUUCAGGUUUGGAAAUGGCUUGUCAUUGAAAGUCUCUGGAAUGGAAAGUAUUAAAGUUCUACACAAGGUUUCUAUCAGAUGGAAAUGGCUUUUGGGACAAGAAAGGGCAGAGUGACUUUUGAAAAACAGAAAGAAAGAAAAAAACAACAACUAAAUGACACAUGUUGGUGACAGAGUACAUGUUUGCACACACUCACAGAAGAAGCCUUAGCCUCCUGCUGUCCUGGACUUCACACCCAGCAGCAUUGAUCCUUCCUGCUAUUUUAUUAGCCGACACCCUUGCAAAAAACCCUUGGUGUAUGCCAUUCACAAGAACAUUCCCUGAACUGUACCCUUCUUUAAUAUAAACCCUGAAAAAGUCAGUGUUCAUCUUUACUUUGAAAACUAUUGAAAUAACUACAUUGUCAAUAAAUAUUGUAUACAGUUCUA